AUGACGUGUAGGCAGUACACCUUGUGCGAUAACUCUCUUAAUGAAAUAAUCCCAGAUUGUGAGGAAGUUAAUUUAAGAAAGAGACAUGUUGCUACAGCUUGCAAGGAUGGCACACCUCGCGAAGACGGCACACCAAGCGAGGACGGCACACCAAGCGAGGACGGCACACGAAGGGAGGACGGCACACCAAGCGAGGACGGCACACCAAGCGAGGACGGCACACCAAGCGAGGACGGCACACCAAGCGAGGACGGCACACCAAGCGAGGACGGCACACCAAGCGAGGACGGCACACCUUGCGAGGACGGCACACCUUGCGAGGACGGCACACCAAGCGAGGACGGCACACCAAGCGAGGACGGCACACCAAGCGAGGACGGCACACCAAGCGAGGACGGCACACCAAGCGAGGACGGCACACCUUGCGCGGACGGCACACCUUGCGCGGACGGCACACCUUGCGCGGACGGCACACCUUGCGCGGACGGCACACCUUGCGCGGACGGCACACCUUGCGCGGACGGCACACCUUGCGCGGACGGCACAGCUUGCGAGGACGGCACACCUUGCGAGGACGGCACACCUUGCGAGGACGGCACACCUUGCGAGGACGGCACACCUUGCGAGGACGGCACACCUUGCGAGGACGGCACACCUUGCGAGGACGGCACACCAAGCGAGGACGGCACACCUUGCGAGGACGGCACACCAAGCGAGGACGGCACACCAAGUGAGGACGGCACACCAUUCGAGGACGGCACUCCAUUUGAGGACGGCACACCAUUCGAGGACGACACACCAUUCGAGGACGGCACACCAUUCGAGGACGGCACACCAUUCGAGGACGGCACACCAUUCGAGGAUGGCACAUCAUUCGAAGAUGGCACACCAUGUGAGGAUGGCACACCAUGCAGGGACAGCACACCUCACAAGCACUGCACACUUAGUGAAGACUGCACACCUGUGAAGUUAGGAUGCCUUGUGAAGACAGCUCGCCCUGCAAAGACACCUUCAGAACACAAGACACCAAUAAAAUUGCACACCUACUGA
Molecule: messenger RNA, 1050 nt
Organism: Schistocerca americana (American grasshopper)
Lineage: Eukaryota; Metazoa; Arthropoda; Insecta; Orthoptera; Acrididae
Product: collagen alpha-1(IV) chain-like
Exons: 2
Coding region: 1-1050 (349 amino acids)
Source: RefSeq, a predicted model, not a curated record